UGGAUCGCCAUCUUGCUUUAACCGUUACAAUUUAUACGCGUGGUUUUAUUUUUCUCUUUUUCCCUUUUUUUAGACUUAAUUUAUUCAAUUGGCCAUGGACUGGUCGCUGGUUAUUAAAAUCCUGCUCAAUUGCGUUGCCCUAACGGUGCAUGCCAUGGACGAGGACUGUCCAACGCUGGCCGAUGGCGACAGUUUGUCGCAGACGCAGUUACUUGAUAAAUUAACCCAUGGCUGCCGCUACGAUCGCUUGGAGCGCCCGGUAACCUUCUCGGAAAGCGGCCAGCGCCUGCCCGUCGAUGUCUAUAUGCGGGCAUACAUCUAUUUUAUGCAGAAUCUAGAGGCCCACGAUCUGCAAUUCAAGAUCUAUGCCCUCCUGCAGAUGCGCUAUUUGGAUCCCCGUCUGAAUUUUCGAGGCGUGAGCCCCAAGAGAAAGCAGCCCAUUCUGGGUGAACAGCAGCUGCGGGACUCCCUUUGGAUGCCUCACAUAUUCCUGGCCAAUGAAAGGGACUCCAGCAUUUUGGGCCUUACCGAAAAGGACAUCCUCACCUCCAUUUCCCCCGACGGCACUGUCAUCGUCUCAAACCGCAUCAAGGCCACUCUAUAUUGCUGGCUAAAUCUCAAAAAGUUCCCCUUUGACGAGCAGCAUUGCUCCACGGUGCUGGAGAGCUGGAUGUACAACACAUCGGAGCUGGUGCUACACUGGGAACAAAAGCGACCGAUUACAUACGAUCCUGCCCUCCAUCUUACCGAGUUUGUGCUGCAGAGCUCCUGGUCCAAUGAGACCGUAAUUAAUGCGGAUCUCAGUGAUUUGCGGCAUGGAGCCUUUGCCGGGAAUUACAGCUCUUUAAGCUUCACCGUACACCUCACCCGUGUGGUGGGUUUCUAUUUGAUGGACUACUUUCUGCCCUCCAUGCUGAUUGUGGCCAUAUCAUGGGUCUCCUUUUGGCUGCAGGCGGAUCAGGCGCCGCCAAGAAUCACGCUGGGCACCAGCACUUUGCUGACCUUUAUCACCUUGGCCUCGGCCCAGGGCAAAACCCUGCCCAAGGUGAGCUAUAUCAAGGUGUCGGAGGUAUGGUUCCUGGGCUGCACCAUCUUCAUCUUUGGCAGCAUGGUGGAAUUUGCCUUUGUCAAUACAAUUUGGCGGCGAAAGAACAGUGUGCCCGUGAAGAAGCUUAAUAGCAAGCAUAUCCUCAAGUCCACGUUGUCGCCAAAUCUGCUGAGGCGCCGCAGUAGUCAUGCCAGAUCCCGCUCCUUUUCGGGUAUGGCCCUCCACAGGACCGGGGAUAACGCCUCGCUGGGCGGUGGGCCAGGAUUUAACAAUUAUUUGACCGUCAACCUGCCCAUUACCACAAUCAAAGAAGGUCAAGUUCUGGGCCAGCAGCAGCAGCAGCAAAAUCCGAGAUCCGGCCAUCAAAAGCUGGAUGUCACCUUUGUGGAGAGCGCCUUUGGGCCAAUGGGUGCGGCCAGAUCGGUUGGAACCCUUAGUACCGCAUCGACCACAUCGCAGGGAUGUGCCACCACCACCACCAACAACAACAAUCAUCCGGCUGACACGGCGGCUGAGGAGAUCGAUCUGAGUGGCUGGACCACAUUGACGCCGCAGGAAAUCGCCAUGUGGAUCGAUAGUCGGGCUAGAUUCGUUUUUCCACUGGCUUUCCUGGUCUUUAAUUUGUUCUUUUGGACAUUUGUCUAUUGUAUUUAAUGAUUUAAGCCUUUUAAAUGGAAAAUUGUAAGCCUUAUUUAAUUGUUUUUGCCUUGUUUUGUGGUUUUUAAUGCCAUUUUGUAAAGUAUGUAAUGUUAACUCAUGUAAAUUCUUGUUUAUUUAUGUUUUUUGUAUGCUUUUGUACUCAAUAGUAAACGGUUACGUAUAUUUAUCCCAACAAAAUAAUGUUAAAAUUGAAA
Molecule: messenger RNA, 1902 nt
Organism: Drosophila kikkawai
Lineage: Eukaryota; Metazoa; Arthropoda; Insecta; Diptera; Drosophilidae
Product: pH-sensitive chloride channel 2
Biological process (GO): signal transduction; chloride transmembrane transport; regulation of membrane potential
Cellular component (GO): neuron projection; synapse; plasma membrane
Molecular function (GO): transmitter-gated monoatomic ion channel activity involved in regulation of postsynaptic membrane potential; transmembrane signaling receptor activity; chloride channel activity
Source: RefSeq, a predicted model, not a curated record